CAAAAGUUGGAAAACGCACCUUUGACUUUCGAUUAUUUUUUAUAUCGAAAUGGAAAUCAAAUACUACUCUCUGUGCAUUAUUUAUUCAUUUGCGAUAAAUCAAGUACAAGUAUUAUGUGCUGAUAUAAACAAAAAUGAAAGUUCCAUGCUACAUACUGGAACGGACGUAACACCUUGUAAAUCUGGACAGGUUUUAAACGGGUCAGAUUGUAUAAAUAUUACUGAAUGUAGAUUUCCGGUUCUGUCAAAUAGACGAUGUAUGCAGCGAAGUCCUGUUGGCUACAUCUAUUUUACGAUGAAUGAUGACUUUGAUGACUACCAAGGUUACCAUUAUACAUUAGCAGAUAUUGAUCAAAAUCCGUGUUACAAUAAAAAUACGUUUUAUGUUCUCAUAGGUUUGAUUGCUAUCUUGAAUUGUGUUUACAUUGUGUUCGUAAAGAUGUUUCUAUCAACAAACAAGUAUUCUUUGGAAAAAUUGAAAACCUUCGUCUGCUGUAAAACACAAACUGGAGAACGUGAAAGACUGCUAAAUAUCAAUACAGAUGAUGAUACACCGAAUUAUAAUAGUUUACCGUAAAGGGUAUAAAGCUACAUUAUUUGUAUAUUAGACUGUCACUAAUUUGCAACAUAUUUUGUUUGUAUCUUGAUAAAAAGAUCCCAAAGUGUUUAAACUGAAAGAAAUUCUACUUGUAAAUUUCUGAAUGGGUAUUAGAAAAUGCAUGUUAAACCUAUUUAAAAAAUCACAGCGGGAUCUUUUAUUAUGUUCUUUUUUAUAAUUUAUGUGUUUAUAAUAGCAUAGUGAACACUUUUUUGUGUUAACUCAUUUCAGAUAUGAUUGAAAGAAUAUGAAAACCACCUGAUUAUAUUUGUUUUUUAUAUUUUUCAAUUUAAAAUGUAAACAGUAACGCUAUGCGAAACAUGGAACUUUAUUAAAUUCUUUAGAAAUGUUAAACAUGGGUUAAAUAAUGCUUCAAUAGUUAUGUUUUUAAUAAUGGGUGUCUGUGUUAGUUUUAAGUUUUUGACUGUGUUAAUUUUGUAAAUUAUUUUUACUUUUUAAAUAUUUUAGAUGUUUAACAGCUGAAAACAGUAACGUUAAAUGUGCAGUAAUUAGUCGUAAAUAUAGCAAAAUACUAAUUCACCAUGACUUAUAGCUAAAUACUAAUUCACUAUGACUAUAUACAAUUGCUCAGAGAGAAAAAGAAGCAAAGAUUAUGAAUUUAUAAAUUAUGGCAAAUAGAUAUUUUUUCGAAACUGUAACAAGAAAUCAAAAAAGAAAGUUUUUUGAGAAAUAAAACUGAUAGCAUUUCUGGGACAUAAUGGGCCUGUUAUAAGCUUAACCCAUUACUUCAUGAGCAUUUUGUGAAAAAUGGCUGUUUUCAUUGAAAAGUCUCCCGUUACAAGUUCAAAUUGCUAUAAAACUAUAAAAAGUGCUUCAACAGUAACCAGACUUGGCACAAAUGUUGACUGGACUAUUGCCCUUGCAGCAACAUGCUCAGGCUUAAAUUUUCUGUUACCAUGGCAACGAGGGGACAUCUUAAAAUUGCCAAAAAUCAAUAUUUUGCGUUGACUUUUUCCAUCAAAAUUGGUUUCAAAGUGCUGCAAUUUCUCAAUGGAUUGAGAUAGAGUCAAAUGCUUUUCAGCGUUGCUUACACGUUAUCUUAUGAUCAAUCUGGGGUCAUUUAUAGCCUCUCAAAAGUCCAAAAUUUUCUUGGCGAUGAGGGGGACUCAGCCCCCCUUCAAACCCCUCAAACAGAAGACGGCACAUCCCCCUUCUGGCAACCCCCUGAUGUAUCUUUUGGUUGGGGCCGCGCCGAAAAAGAGGUCACUUUUUUAACAACAUUUCUCAAACAAAAACAAGUGUUGGGGGCCUAAAUAAGCCAUUUUUUGCCCAUUUGAGACAACAAAAAGGUGGGGGGGGGGAGAAAAAGGCGUUGAAAGGCGUGUAUAUAACGUAAUUGGUUAAGACAGUGAUGAUAAUAUUAUGUAUGUUAUGCUUUGUUAUGUGAUAUAUAUGCUGGUUAUAUAGCGUGUUAAAUAACUCAAUAAACUACUUGUACAGACGACAUUUUCACGUUGUAUUUUCUUCUUCUGUCAAAGCCGUUAGAACCUUUAUUUCUUUGGGAAGACGAAAAUAACAAUAAAUAUGUGAAAGUACACAAAUUCAAUUAUCUACUACAACAGGGCUUAGCCUAAUGACAAUGUUAUUUUGUUUAAAAAAAACUACUAUUAGUUUAUCAAAAACUUAUUAAGCCACACAUCCCCCUUCUGGCAACCCCCUGAUGUAUCUUUUGGUUGGGGGCCGCGCCGAAAAAGAGGUCACUUUUUUAACAACAUUUCUCAAACAAAAACAAGUGUUGGGGGCCUAAAUAAGCCAUUUUUUGCCCAUUUGAGACAACAAAAAGGUGGGGGGGGAGAAAAAGGCGUUGAAAGGCGUGUAUAUAACGUAAUGGGUUAAGACAGUGAUGAUAAUAUUAUGUAUGUUAUGCUUUGUUAUGUGAUAUAUAUGCUGGUUAUAUAGCUGGUUAAAUAACUCAAUAAACUACUUGUACAGACGA
Molecule: messenger RNA, 2555 nt
Organism: Ruditapes philippinarum (Manila clam)
Lineage: Eukaryota; Metazoa; Mollusca; Bivalvia; Venerida; Veneridae
Exons: 3
Coding region: 50-577 (175 amino acids)
Source: RefSeq, a predicted model, not a curated record